GCAGAUAGAAAAAACGUCAGACUCCUUCCAAUCAGCCAAGAUGGAAAGUUUAUGCGUCUUCCUCUACAGUUCCGCCCUAAAACCAAACACAGCAGAGAGCUGACGUCAAACGAUAAAAUCAGAAAAUUUCCUUCGACCAAAAAACAAGUUAACAGAGCAAGGUUUAAACGCUCAAUUUCACAAAACGCAGACGAUCUCCCCUUAAGUCGGCUCACAGACGACUUAGAGCAACUAACAGAGCUAUUGAAAUCAAGGGAAGAAAAGCCUCAACAUGUUACCGUCAUUGAUAACAGUGAUAAAAGAGCCAACACUGCAGAGGGUAAAGUUAGUUAAAACUGUCAUUUACGAAAGCCUACAACUUUUGUAGACUGAAACAGAAUGUUCCGUUCGAUGCAAAGGUUUUUUCACACUGUAAGUGUUCAAACCAUGCUGGUCUCAUAACUAUAUGAUUUUCUAAGGAAGGAUACUUCAUCAGAGUGGCCGGCAUGUCAUUUUCCUCUUUUAAUCAUUCAUAGCAAUUUGACAAAGGUUGUUUUUUUUCAAAGGCAAGACAUCUUCCAUCUUUGUUUGAUUCAUCAUGUUCAGCUUUAAUCUUAAAGGAGUGUGCGUCGUAAGGUAAAAAAUGCAAUUAUUUCUAAGAUACACCUCCAUUUCAUUUUCCUUAUGAUUUAGGUAAUAUUCUUGCUUUUGACCUCGUAUUUGUGGUGGAUGGGUCCAAGGAUAUAGAUGAUCAAGGAACCGGAAAUUUUAGGAAAUGCCUUGAGUUUACGAAGGAAAUUCUCCGUUCAUUUCCAGUUUCAAAACAGGGUGUACAUACUGGAAUAAUAACGUACGGCAGAAAAGCGCUCGUGGAUAUUAAUCUCGAUACAUCUUUGGAUCAAACGGGUAUAGAAAGCGUUAUUGAUGCGAUUCCAUAUUCUGGUGAUGAGUCAUAUACUGGUAAUGCACUUGAUACAGCCAUGGGGAAACUCUUCCCACACAGUGGCCGCGAAAAAGUGGCACACAUCUUAGUGGUAGUUAAAGGAAGCAUCUCACAGGAUGAAGUGCAGUCGUCUGCGCAAGAACUGAGGGACUCUGGUGUACGGAUCUUUUGCAUCGGCGUUGGAAAAAGGUUUGACCAAUCGCAGCUGGACUUAAUUGCUAGUUCACCAUCUGGUACUUAUGUGAUAACAACUGAAUUUAACACCCUGCGAAAUGUGGUGCCGACUCUUUCAUCGCGAAUUUUGUCAGGUAAGAUGCCCUUUCCCCCCACAGGACGCAUGUUGCUGAGAACAUGGAAGUUAGUUCCUCUAGUGGGAGGGCCGGACGGGAAAAUAUUUCGCUGGAAGUCCGUGUGUGAUGACCAAUGGCCAAAUAUAUUCCCUUCCUGCAUAAGAGAAUUGGGCAAUAAUUAUUCUAUCGUUUAUCCACCAGAUUUAUUAAUUUUUAAAGUACGUUUGAGCCUACUAAAUAGGACAUUUAUAUAACGGAUGAACGCUGGCCACAAAAAAAAAAGAUUCAAGACAGAGCAAAAAAACACAAAUCUUCGAAAAACGCGACUUAUUUCUCAAUUCUGUUUUAUUUCAAAUUGGAAAUAAAGGUUGUUAUAAUAAAUCACUCGCAAUAGACCACCAUGUGAAUGAUUGUAUUGUUUAGUACUUUACCAAGCAAAUUUACAGUUCUCAGCGAACCGACUGGAAAACAGACUCCAGCAACCACUGGGAGCCUAUGGACAGAUGGAGGAAUUGUUGGUAAGAAAGACCGUAAAGUGUAAAUUUUGUAGAUAGUGGUACAACUUUCUUCUCCUUUUUUCGCGACCUUACUAUAUUCGCGGCAAUGAGAUCAAACUUUUCGUUGAUGAUUGAAAAGCAUUCAAGAAUUCAACUCAACGAGUUAAAGGGAAAAACAUCACAAGACAGGUCAAUUUCGAUAGGCGACUGACCUCUGGGUUGUAGGGCAUUCUUGCUCAAUUGUGUAUGAUCAUCGAGAUCUAGUAGGUAUGUUCAGCGAAAGUUAUUUAGUUUAUUCCACUAAUCCUAAGCUAACGAGAAAUAACAAAAAAGGAAACUGAUGCCAAGAAGAAUUCAAAAUUCCCUCACAUUUCACAUUUUCAUCAUUUCUAGAGACAAAACAUCAAUUGCAAACCUAAUUAAUUUGCAAAGGUUUUUUUCAAUUUUUUCCUGUUAUAGUUAGGUUGCUCUGCAGAUAUUUAUCAUUAGAUUGACCUUUAAUUUUUUUAUUUUCAAGAGGCCAAGAUCGAUUUAGCCUUUUUAAUUGAUGGUUCAGACACUGUUGGGGAAAGAAACUUUCGCAUUUCACUUGACUUUGCGAAAACCAUUGGUGACUCGUUUUGGACCCAAUUUGGCAGCCUUCAUCUUGGGCUCGUGGUGUUUGGAGCGGAUGCGAGUGUCAUUUUCGAUUUUGAUAACGGUUAUAAGGACAUUACAGAUGUAAACAAUGCCAUAAGUAAUGCAGCAUUUCCAGGUGGAGGAAAAGUUAUGGUUGGAGAUGCUCUAAAAUGGACUGAAACACAUUUGUUUGGUAGCAAACACCAGGAUUCCUAUAAAAGGAUUCUCGUCGUAAUAAUUGGAAGUAGCUCUGGGGACGACGUAUUCCUUGGUGCAGAAAUGCUUAAAGAAAACUCAGUAACUACAUUUUGUAUUGGUGUAGGCAGCAAUUUUGAGAAGACGCAAAUAGAUGGAAUAGCGUCUUCACCAAGCUCUGAUAACGUUUUGACAGUUUCCACCUACCCAGGUCUUGCAUUUUUAAAACAACCUCUUAUUCACAAAAUCGAGCAAGGUAAGAUUAUCCUAGCUAUCCCCCUAAGUUUGAAUUGUAUAAUGUCACCUUAAUUCUGUCUCUUUAAGAACUUCAGUUGGUUAUCAUUUUGUUCAUUCUGAAAGUACACAGGCGGAAAACUCGUAAUUUUUUUCUUUUGAUGUCUAAUAAUAUACACUUUACCUACGUUAGCAGCUCAAGGUGGCCACCUGCUUUGAGCAUGAGCAUUUGCAGCUCUUGAAGAAGAAAUGUUUUCCAGAAUCUAAGCUAAUUGUGGGGAUUUGAUUUGACAAUUUCAGCACGCACGACAUACAUUCCACCAAAAGAUCCCAAUGAGAGAUUUCAACGUUAUAUACCUGGACAGGCAGGAGCAAAAGCAGUUUUGCUUCAAGGGAGGGUGCCGCCAGGAGGAGUUACUGGGUUUCCGCUAGCAGCAGGAGUGCCACAAGCAGGAGUACCACCAGGAACGAUAUCACCAGUUGGUGUACCACAAACUGGAGUACCACCACCCGGGAUACAGCCAGCAGCUGUUACCCCACCCAGUAUUCCACCAGUAGGGUCCCCCCCAGGGAGACUACCUUCAGUUGGACCAUCAUUAGUUUUACCUACUGCUCCAGUGGCCUUGCCAGGGGGACAAGAAACCGGAAAUGAGGCUCUGAGUAAAAGGCCCCUGCACCCGAAUCCAGCAGUUCCUUCUCUUGUACCCGUCGAAGGUAUGUAAAUGUUGCUAAUCACACUAUAAUUAAUCACACUUCUGUAUUAAACUUCAUAUUCUACGAGUUACCUCUUCUGUUACAACCAAAAAAACGCUCUCUCAUUUCAAAUAAAAUUCUAAACGAAAACUUAUCGUAUUGGAGUUAAGGUUUGAAAAUUAGGGGAUAUCAGAUGGUGAAUAUCUUCGUAAAUUCCACAGUUUUAGCCGAGGCAUAUUUGGUAAUGAUAUGUGUCAUACCAAUCGUGCGUGAGCAAAAUUAUGUUAUGGAUUGUAAAAUCAAUUAUUCCUAGAUGGACUAUCACAUAAGCAUUUUUCGUUUUUUCAGAUGCAAUUAUCAUGCUUUUGUUAAUAUCAUUUCAGAUGAGAAGCUGGACCUUGUGUUCUUGCUUGAUGGAUCGACCUCUAUCACAAAUGCCGGUUUUCAGGAUGCUAAGCUGUUCAUCAAAAAACUGUACAGCAAUUUUCCCAUUGGGGAAUAUUCAACUCAUGUUGGUCUUGUUGUCUUUGGUGAAGAAUCGAAAACAAUUUUCGACUUAAUCGAAUACACCGACAAACAAACGCUUGAUAUGAAGCUUCCUUCACUUCUGAAAUAUGAUUCUUCCGAGAACUUUCUGGGUAGGGGACUGGAAACUGUUAAGAAAAAUGUUUAUGACGUUAGUGCACGACCGGGAGGACAUCAAGUACUUGUGAUCAUCGCGGCAGGAAGCUCACAGGAUGAUGUGAAAGCACCUUCGCGCGACUUGAGAGACGAGGGUGUCAGGAUUUUCUGCUUGGGAAUUGGUAAUAACGUAGAUGUUAAUCAACUUCAAAAUGUUGUAACAGCUCCUGAAAGGGAACAUUUAGCUACGGUGACUUCAGAUGAGCUGGAUACGCUGCUAGGACCUGUGGUGCAGAAUAUCAGAAAAGGUAAGAAAAAAUUUGACUUUUAGUCGUGUGGGAGGAUUCUAAUUUUCAAAAUAGUUCCUAUUUCGUCCCAAACUGAAUCAACGUGCUCCGGACUUUGUUUUCUGUUCUCACCUCUUUGAGUUGACCCAUUAAUUAAUUGUGGUUAUGUGUUUAAAAUCCCAGAUAUCACAGAAACUGUGGUUCCAUUAAGACUUGCUGGUAAGUAAUUGUUUUUUUGUUUUUGUUUUCUUGAUUGAUAGAUUUUGAUCGUGAAGUAGAAGAUGAAAGAGGAAAAAUUAUAAAUGAUGAGGGAAAGAGUCAAGGCCAGAUUUCGGCUGUAAAUUGUUUGAAUGCAAGGGUUUUAGGGGUGUUGUGAUUGUUGUCCAUCUUAGUUUUAAUUUACUAAUAUAACUUACUUUUCUUUCUCUUACCUUUCCUUUUUAUUUUCAGACGUCAAAAUGGAUCUGGGUUUCUUGUUGGAUAUCAAUUCCAACAACUUCAGGCGUGAUGAAUUUAGUAACGUUUUAAACUCGAUAAAAUCAACAUAUGCGCCGUUUGUUAUUGGUGACGAAAAGACACGGAUCGGUGUUCUGGCGUACGACGAGCACAUUCACACAAUGAUUGCCAUGGGUCAGUAUUCUUCACAACAGUCACUCGACAUUGCGCUGGAUAAGGUAGUAACGUCCACAACAUCAGGAGACAAUCUCCUCGGACGAGGUCUAGCUGCUGUAAAAAGUCAGCUGUUUUAUGGUAAACCUCGUCCGGAAGUUCCCAAAAUACUUGUGGUCAUUUCGGGAGGAAAGUCUAAAGAUGACGUAUCGAGUCCAUCAAAAGAGCUGAAAGGACUUAAUGUAACGAUAUUUUGUAUCGGAGUUGGACAGAAUGUAGACAGAAGCGAACUUGAAGCCAUAGCAACUCUACCAGCAGUGAGUCACGUAGUAAUGGCAACUAUAUCACACCGAGAAACUGCUGGAGGAAAUCUAGCGUCGAGGAUCGAAAAAGGUAAAAAAAAACCAAAAAAACAGUUUCCCCCUUGUGGCUUGUAGUAGCCUCAGAUUUUUUAUGCAUGAUCCCCAAAAUAACAAGGUUCCUUUCAAUUAUCGCCUAGUAAUAGACAAACUGACCUUUCACAUUACCCCGCUUUCUAUUGCAACGAUGAAGCAUCAAAAAUUGUUCCUUAAAGAAUGAUUUAAUUCCUUACUCAUUAAGCGCUGAUUGGUGUCAUGGGAUAUCAGGAGCACAAUAAGGGAGUAACGAUGACGCAUCCAACACUCUGCUCUGAUUGUCAAAACUAGGUUUCGCUCUAUGACUAUGGCGUCAUUUGCAAGUUCAUUUUAUUUCAAUAGAGUAAGAGAGACGUAAAGUACUGAGCUUGAUAAAAGAAACAUGGAGAUAUUUUUUUCGUCUCGUCACGAGCGUGGGACAAGUAAACAUUUCUAAGUCCCCAUAGGAAUCCAUUCCACGCUCCGAUGCUUUACCACUGAGCCACAGAGACUCGACGGCGAGCGAGGUCUAUUACGGAGUUUAUAAGACGCGCGUCCUGCAUAUUGCUAAGAUCAGCAAUAGAGGAAGAUGUUUUUUUCGCGCACCGUAGAGUCUCUGUAGCUCAGUGGUAGAGCAUUGGAAGGCGGAAUCCGAAGGUUUGAGGUUCGACUCAGAAUUUUUUCUUUGUCCCACGCUCGUGACAAGACGAAAAACAUCUUUAUCUAUUCUUUUAUUUUUUUAGCAUCGUCAUUACUAAGAGUGUUUUUUUCGUCAACGUUCUCGACUUUUCUUCAAGAAUCAAUUAAAAGUCUAACUGGAUCCACUCUUUAGCCGCGUCUCUUUUCUGAGAUAAAGUACGGGUAUUUUUUUUGGGCGUCCUUUUUGACGGAUCAUCAACUUUUCUCUGCUUUUCUGCAAGAAGCACAUAACAUCUCACUGGAUCCACUCUUUAGCCGUGUCUCUUUUCUCGGAUGAAGUAUGGGUAUUUUUUUUCUUUACAGCUAUCCAGGUUGAUCUGGGAUUCCUUGUUGACGGAUCAUCAAAUGUAAUGGAAACUGAAUUCUUUCAAUGCAUGGAAAUGGUGAAAUAUAUCUACAGUGCCUUUUCCGUUUCACAAGAAAAUGUUCAUGUUGGUCUUGGUGUCAUUUCGAGUAAUCCAGAGAUAAUAUUCGGCUUUGAAAAGUAUUUUGAUAAGAUUAGCCUCAACUCCGCCAUAGACAGUGUCAAGUAUUCUGGAGCUCAGCAGGUGGCGAACGUUGGACUCAGUCUUAUCACGGCUAGGGAUACAUUUUACAGUAAGAGUACCAGGAAAGGAGUUAGACGAGUUCUUGUUUUAAUGAUUAAAAGUAAAUCCAAUGACGAGAUCUCCGACCCUGCGCGAAAGCUGCGGGACGAUGGAGUAGAGAUAUAUGGCUUUGACUUUGGAGACAGAGUAGAAGUACAAGAAAUUGCAGAAAUAGCGACAACGCCAACGAAUAAACACGUAGUGAUAAACGGUAUUGGUACUUUUUUAGCUGGUGCACAGAAUCUUAUUGGGAAGCUGGGUAUUGCGAAAGUGGAAUCAGGUAAGUUUUUAAGAGGUUAACUUACACAUGUAAAGAAGUUAUUUACUAAUAUUCGUCAAAGUCUCAUUACUGUUUUAGAGUAACUACUUUAAACAUCGCUUCCACCUCGUUUUCUUAGUCUGAGAACCCGAGAACUAGUUUAUUACGUCUUCCGUUUGCGAUCAAUGUAAAUGACUCAGAUGGGUAUAUACUUUUGAGAGGGGUUUCCUUGGACCUUAAUUAUGGUGUUUAAGUGUUGUAUCCUUAUUUUCAUUGAACAGUCAAUUUUUGCUUUCUAUCACAGCGCAAAGGCAAACUCCCAAACUGCGGAUGACCCCACAUGGAAAAGGAAGUAAGGUUCUUUAUUUGCCGAACUGGAAAAUAUAUUUUACAUGGAAACUGUAGCGUUUUUUUAUGCAUCGUUAUGAGAAAAUUGGAAAUAUAUAUCUUAAGGAGUUCAGUUUACAUUGCUUUCUCUCCCUCCUCGCCUUCCUGGUUAAUUUUCACGGGUACAAACAUCUGAGAAAGAAUUGUGAAGGAAUUAGGCGUGAAAGAUGUUAGCUUUACGCAAGUUUCUCAAGCUUAUAUGUACAUAUUACAUUUAAAUGAUAGAAAAUCGCUGUGGAAAGUGAUCACAUUUAGAACAUAGGCAUUUUAUGAUGACAUACAUAUGGAUAAAAUGUGAAUAAAGUGGUUAAAGUCUUUUAUCUUAUAGAUGCUAUUGACCUGGUCAUUCUGAUUGAUGGAAGUGCCAAAACUAAACUUGAGGAUUUCAACCAAAUAAAAGAAAUUACUAAAGCUAUCUAUUACAAAUUUGGCGUGUCUCUUAAUGGAACUCAUGUUGCAGUGGUCGUAUAUUCUGAAGUGACACAGAUCGUUUUCAAUUUGAAGAAGCAUUACGAUCCCCAAGGUAUGGACAACGAUAUAAACACUGCUCCUUACCUCUCUGGACUAGGUAUGAUGGGGAGUGCUCUAAGAGACGUGAAAACGCACAUAUUUGAUGUUUAUUCUCGACCAAAUGUUCCUAAAGUGUUGAUCUCUGUAUUGACGGGAGCGCCUGCAGACGAAAUUGAAAGAUACAUCAAUGAGUUGAAAAUGUCUUGCGUCUUGUUAUUUGCUUUGGGACUCACUUCCAAUUACAGUCCCCAGAUUUUGGAUCUUGCAUCCAGUGAGCCUCAUUUUGAAUAUGUACUGACCAGCGAAACUUUUCCAGAAGCUAAUUCAGUGGCACAGAAAAUGGCUGCCAAAAUAAAGAAGGGUAAGUUUCUCAUUAGGCCCAGUUUCCAGCCGUGUGUUUCGGUACAAAGGAAUGCGAGCGGGCCGGACGCUAACAGCUAGAAACUAAACUUGGCUUCGAAACACGUGGCUUCUUAUUGGCUAAAUAAGUGAAAACUGAUCUGCUUUAAAUGUAUUAAAAAUAUUUAAAGUUAUGGCUUUUCUUUUGUAUUUAAAAUUCUUCAACGAUUUUCUUGACAUGGUGAUGACCUAUGAAAAAGUAAUAAUCAAAACGAUGUGACUGCUUAGGUCACGCGUUAAAAUAAGUGGUACAUCAGUCAUUAUUGCCGCAAAACGUUAUUGUUGCCCAAUACUUACGUUGAUUACAUUUGAACUUGCUUGAAAUUUUUAUUUUCCUAAAUCUUAUAAUAGGAAAUAGGCGGGAAUGCAUCUAUUUCAAUGACCAGCCCUUAACAUCGAAAGCCGCAAAAAUAGCGUUUCAUCUACAGUAGCUUAAAAAUGUCAAUGCCGAGAAUGUAUUAGUAGUCAAAAGCGAAGAGCUUUCAUAUCAACAACUACGUUGCCUCCACAGUUGUCUCGAUACAAAAGUCCCGCUCUGAACUUUGUGUGCAGCCGGGAGGUGAGUGCAAUAAUUUGAACACGACUGAACAAACCAAUAAUCAAACAAGACAAGACAUACAUGUGCAACAGUUUAUGAAUCUCAUUUGUUUUCAGAUUCAAGACUGGAUUUUGUGCUCUUACUAGGCAACUGUGGGAAUAACUCCAAAGAAUAUUUUCCUCGACGGUUGGAUUUCGCGAGAAAUUUAAUGCACUCUUUGACGGUGAAUCCUCGAAGCGUACGCACUGCUCUCAUAUCAGUUUCUAAUGGGGCUGAAAUAGUUCAAGGUUUGAAAGCACAACCAUACAACCCCGUCGCAGUGUCUUCAGCUUCUCACUUAUCUGGCGGACUCUGUACUUUUGGGCAAGGAAUGGAAAUAGCGCUUGCUUUGUUUAGGAACAGCGGAAUAAGGGGUAUUCCCCAAGUACUGAUCGCUUUGUUGGAUGGGAAAUCUGAUGAUGAUGUUUCGAAGCCUGCAAUUGAGAUUAGCAAAGCAGGUGUCCUAAUGUAUGCAGUUGGGUCCAAGAACAAAGUCAGUGAACUCUUUGCCUCCAACAUUACCAGUGACCCCACUAAAGAAUUUUUUAUACCAGAUCCAGGCAUUCUACCUAUUGAAACCAUGAAGCAGGCAGUUGUGGACAAACUAGAAAGAGGUUUGAUAAAUGGAGCGUUUUAUUUUCAGCCACCCAAUUUCAUUUAAAUACCAGAAUUUUUGCCAAUUCUUAAUUCAUGACAAAUCAAAAGUUAUGGUCCAGCAUAUUAGAAAAUAAAAAGGGGAAAACACAAUCAAGGGCAUGGUGGACAAUUCCAGGCAUAGCAACUACAAGGCGGCUAUUCUGAGUUAAUAAAGAAAGCCCAAAGUAGCAUAUCAAUAGACAAAAUGUUAAUAAGCUCUUGCAAAAAACUUAAGCUUUCAUACUCAGUGCCAACCAUGACCCUUUUGUAGAUGAUAGGUCUAGGUUAGAAGCGUAUUCUAAGAAAUCGAGCAGCUGAACUCUUUGGGUAAUCAAAUCCUGAGCUGAUAAAAAUCGCCUUUUGAAAACAUAUUGUAGGUUUGCAACGACGUGACUUGUUUGUUCAUUUUAUAAUUUUAAAUACGAUUUUGGCAUGCAAUUGCCUUUGGUAGAAGUUCAGGUGCAAAUCAGCCUUCGGUAGGCUUUUGUAGCAUUUUGAAUAGAAAACCAAUAAAACCAACGAGUGUACGUUUCGCCGCUAAUAUUACAGAUCUAUAAUUUUUUAGCUAAAGCAACUAAAUGUCGCAAGAAUAAGCAUUCUGCGUGGUGAUGAUAAGAACACAACGUCUAAAAAUUAAGACUUUCGUUUUCUUUGUUUAUUGAAGAUAUUGAAAUUGGAAAAAGACUUGUUUGUCCUGUGAGAGAAUGUAGUCAUAAUGGUAAGUUUGCCUUCUGAUUAUUUUACACGUACUUUCAGUGUGGGUGUUUUUGUUUGAGUUAUACGAUGUGGUACCUUAGUCACCUUGAAAAUUAGAUUUACACACAUAGAGGGUUUAAUAAGUUCCCCGUUCAUCUUCUGCGUUUAACUUCUCAAUGUCCCUCUUGUUUGCUUUGUAUUCUCCAGCAGAAUAUUCAGAGAUUUCUAUCGCGAGUGCUUUUUAGUGGUUAACAAGGAAGUUUUACAGGCCCAAUUCAAAAUGCCGUGGAGAACCUCCUUAUAAAAGUAAAAUCGCAAACAAAUGAAGUAUCGCUGUCUUUUUUGACAACAUUACCCGGCACCUGCUAUAUGAUAGAGCUUUGUUUAUUUUUUUUUGCUUUUGUUCCGUUUCUUCUUUUUUUUUGUUUGUUGUAGUUUUUUUUGCACUUCUUUGUAGUUGUUGUUUCUUUUUGUGGAAAAUUUUAAAUUUUAUUUUUUUGUUUAUCAAUCUACAUCAUCUUUAUUCAUAAAUAGUUGGUCUUUUUUUGACUUAUUCAAAUAAUUUUCACACUUUUGCCUUCUACUCUUUACAGAGACGAAGCCUUCAUCAGAGUUAAAGCCACAACCUCAAUCACAAAACGCAACAAAAUCUCGUCAACCCCUUGCAGCUAAGAUAGGACCAGUUGAUUUGGUUUUCUUAGUCGAAGGCAGUGAUAUGGUUAAUGAGACAUUGUUCAGGGUAAUGCUCGACAUUGUAAAAGACGUCUAUAGUCGCUUUCCAGUCUCCUUGAAUGAAACACACGUGGCCGUAGUCGUUUACGGCUCCAACACCCAAAUCGUGUUCAAUCUCAAAGACUACCUCAAUGCUAGCGAAAUGAACAAAGUUUUAGUGUCAAUUCCAAAGCCCUAUGGCGCUGCUUUUUCGGGAAAAGCUCUGAAGGCUGUGAGAACGAAGGUUUUUGAUGGAGCUGGAAGAACGAAUGAAUCUGGUGUAUCGCGUGUUCUCCUACACAUUACGUGUGGUAAGUCAGCUGAUGACGUAGUUGGGCCAGCUAAAGUUCUUAAAGAAGCAAAGGUCAAAAUAGUUGCGGCCGGCGCAUGUCCUGAGGCUAAUAAAAUGGAACUUUGCAACAUUGGAAGUCCUCCGGUAUGUAAUAACUCUGUGCUUAUCAAUACACUCAAGCCACCGAAUAUUCCUGGGAAAGAGCUGGCCAAUAAACUGAAGCAAGGUUAGAGAAAAGUUAGAGAUGAAUUUUUGUGCUCUCCAUAUGUUCUAGAAGACAUUCUAUUUACGUACGCUACAAAAUUAAGUCUAGAUAGAUUGGUCGACUCAUAAUUGAGAACGUAAGCUAGUUCAGGCAAAAGUGGUAGAUAAGUAGAGAUAGGGGUAAUCAAAUGGAACAAAAGCCCCAAACUGUGCCCAACCUAUGACAUUUAUGAAGACAUAUUGGCUGUUUGAUAGCUUCUGAUGCCGCACACACGUUAAUUGAGAUCAAUAACACUAGUACGUGCAGCCGAUCGAAAGGACUCUGAAUUUAAUACUGUCUCUUUAUCUAUAGAUAUUCCUAUUCAAAAUACCACGGAAAAAAAGCCAGGUAAGACUACUAGAAUUACGUGGGAGGCCACUUGAAAUUCGAAGAAAUGACCCUCUUCCUACCCCCCUCCCGCCAAUACCCUUUCAUUUCCUUUAACUCGUCAUCAAGAAAAGUAACAUUUAGAUUCACUUUCAACAUCACAUUGCUGGUUUUGCAACCUUACUUUCGAAAAGAACUGGAAAUACUUCCUAAUCUUUUGCAUGCACUUGCAGGUCAAAAUGUUUCUGAACCUUCAACUGGUGAGUAUAAAAAUCAAGAAUCUAACUUGCCACUUUUUAUGAAAAACAAAAUUGAGUCAAUUGGUCAAAAUAUUUUCAAUGACAAUGAUAAACGUUGGGCCCAAAGGAGAGAACUUAGUAUUGCGUCUUGUGUCGGUAUUGGUCUUUUUGUUUUGAUCUUCCUUUUCUUGGACUUUAACGAAGAACGAAGCAUACAUGUCAUUUCAUACAUAUUUCACCUUUCCAUUCUUUCGAUCGAUUAAGACUAAGUUAUGACAGGGAGAGACUUCGAAUUCCAUUGACUUCUCGAAUCUACAUUAGGUACUCUUGUGCCAAACAUGUUUUGGAAUAAUGGACCAAGUGAAGCCGUUCUUCCAUUGGUUCCUUCUCUCGUCCCAGUUCAUCCUCAAGCGCUUAGUCCAGCCCCUAACAUUUGGAACUAUGAAAUACAAAUGCAACGGAAUCCUGUGCCCCCAGAUCCAUACACUCUUCCUGGCAGUUCCUAUCAAUACAGUAGUGAGUCAUCCAUUUGAUGUUAAGCAGUUAAAGCACACGCAAGCACCGCGUCAGGGUAGUAACGCUCUCUUCCUCAGCACCGUUGAAUUUCACCCAAUUAAAUAACAGUUACAUAACCCUCUUGAAGGCAGUGCUCUCGUGGUAUGCAUUAUUACCCCAAGCUAGAUAUAAAGACGAUGUAUUUUGGCACGAAAAAACUAAAUUUCUCAUACCUUGUGAAGUCCGCUACAGCUUCUUUCUAAAUAUUUUCAGUGAAUGAGACUCACAUAUUUUGAACUGUAAAACUCAGUAUUUCAAGAGUUCUAAAUUUCCACGUGUUCGCGUUUUUUUACACUGUGAGGUAAGUGGAAACGCCAAAGUGAUAGGCCACUGACCUUUUCAGUUUCUUUCUUGUGCGUUGAAUUUUCUACUACAAUUCAUGAAAUUGUCAGAUUUGCCUGAUGAAGUUUAUUGCACUCGUUGUUGUUUAGCGCAAUGUGAAGAUUACGACCCCGCCUGUUCUGGAUAUACCAUCAACGGGUAUUGUGAUGGAGAUGCGAUUGGUUUUAGUAAUGACUACUUAAUGAAGAUGUGCAAAAAGAGUUGCAACUUAUGCAAGACGUAAGUUACAUACCUUUCACUAAAUCCAGUUAACACGAUACCACACUCGCACUUUGUUUGAAGAUUCUUUCAAGUUUUCUUUACGCGGAUUGAUUUUUUCCACGCGAUCAGAUCUUAUAAUAGGCUUGUUGUGCAACCAAGACGUAAAACAAGACCCUUAAGGUAAUUUAUUCGACAACUCCAUGACAGUGACAUUUCGUUGCAACUGUCCAACAGUUUUUGAGUGAUACUGUCACAUAUGACCUCCCAUAGCUAGCAAUCUAUGUGGCGUGAGUAACAAAAGUUGAACGUGAUUAUGUGGAAAUGUUUAGUUGGCACAAGAUUUAAUUUCUCAAUGUUAACGCCAUGUGUAAAGUCAAAUAUAAUUAAUUUGGCUAUUUUGUUCUUUUUCGAUGACCGAGGAAAUGCGUUUUUAUCGCAACUUUUAAUUUCUUAGAGAGCAAGAUUAUACAUCGGGAGGAAUAUGGAUAAAGAGGGACGAAAUUCCAAAACGAACUGAUAAUAUACAAAGGAAGAAGGCCGCAAAUUCAGAAAAUCGAAAAGAAAGAACUAAAAGAGGAAAAAAGAGAGAGAAGAAGAAGCAGGAAAAUGUCAAACCAGUGACGUGA
Molecule: messenger RNA, 13627 nt
Organism: Pocillopora meandrina
Lineage: Eukaryota; Metazoa; Cnidaria; Anthozoa; Scleractinia; Pocilloporidae
Source: the annotation of a GenBank genome assembly